This is a messenger RNA of Amblyraja radiata (thorny skate), 696 nucleotides long. RefSeq names its product fibroin heavy chain-like. Gene Ontology annotation, molecular function: transferase activity. The transcript is spliced from 3 exons. The record is from RefSeq and is a predicted model, not a curated record. The annotation marks the transcript as partial. Lineage: Eukaryota; Metazoa; Chordata; Chondrichthyes; Rajiformes; Rajidae.
AUGUUGGGGUUGGUGUUGAGUUUGGGGCUGGAGUUGGGGCUGGAGUUGGGGCUGGGGUUGGUGUUGGGGCUGAUGUUGGGGUUUGUGUUGGGGUUGGUGUUGGGGCUGAGGUUGGGGUUGAGGUUUGGACUGAGGUUGGGGCUGAGCCUGGGGUUGGGGCUGGAGUUGGGGUUGGGUCUGGGGUUGGGGUUGGGGUUAGUGUUUGGGGCUGGGGUUGGUGUUGGGCCUGGGGCUGGAGUUGGGCCUGGGGUUGGCGUUGGGCCUGGGGUUGGCGUUGGGCCUGGGGUUGGCGUUGGGCCUGGGGUUGGGCCUGGGGCUGUGGUUGGUGUUGGGCCUGGGGCUGUGCUUGAUGUUGGGGUUGGGCCUGGUGUUGGGGUUGGGACUGGGAUUAGGGUUGGGGUUAGGGUUGGGGCUGGAGUUGGGCCGGGGGCUGGGCCUGGGGUUGGUGUCGCGUUUGGGCCUGGGGUUGGGGUUGGGCCUGGGGUUGAUGUUAGGGCUGGGGUCGGGGUUGGGGCUGGUGUUGGGCCUGGGGUUGGUGUUGGGGUUGGGGUUGGGAUUGGGCUUGGGUUGGGGUUAGUGUUUGGGCCUGGGGUUGGUGUUGGGGAUGGAGUUGGGCCUGGAGUUGGUGUUGGGGCUGGAGUUGGGCCUGGGGUUGGGGGGACUGGGGUUGGUGUUGGGGCUGGAGUUGGGCCUGGG